AUGCACUGCAGUUUCCCCUGCCUGCAACUCAUCUCCCAGUUUGUCUGUGCCUUCCUAUCCCUGGCAGCCUUCGUCCCUGCUGCUCCCUCGAGGCGUGCUCCCGUUGACCUGAGAGCCUGGAGGGAGAGGGAUGAACCGCUGGAGGACCGUGUGAUCUUUGAUGGAGAGGAGGAUUGGGAGGAGGGGGGCACCAACGUGACAUCUGGUUUGGGUGCUCUGCCAGGGGCCGCGCUGCGCCUGCUGGGCACCCUUGCCGACCGCAUCACCGCCACGGCGGUACAGCUUGCGCCCCAGGACGUCUCGCCGGGCGUCGUGAAGACGGCUGUGAAUGCCGGCCUGAUCAUCGUGCUCCUCGGCUUUGCCAGGAGCAUCCUCUCCUUCUUGGUGACAAUCGGAACCCUGGUACUCGGAGCCUACCUGGCGAUCAAGGUCUUCCGCAUCAACAUCCCCACGCUCAACCAGGACAGGGGAGACGGCAGGCAUCGUGGUGGUCCCCAAGGCGGCUCGAGGAGGACCCAGUCGGGCGCGGCGCGGUACAGGUCGGAGUUCCAGGGGCUGCUGGGGGCACGCGACGCGGUAAAGAACGACGACCUGAUGGACGUGGUGUUUGCGCCCAAGCAGAAGAAGGGCAAGGACGGGAGGCGGCCCGGCAGGCCGGUCCGCAGGUGA
Molecule: messenger RNA, 669 nt
Organism: Auxenochlorella protothecoides
Lineage: Eukaryota; Viridiplantae; Chlorophyta; Trebouxiophyceae; Chlorellales; Chlorellaceae
Exons: 4
Coding region: 1-669 (222 amino acids)
Source: RefSeq, a predicted model, not a curated record